AUGACAGGAAAAUCUUAUAAUAGAAGACUAUGGCUUGACGGUUGCUUGGAUUUCUUUCAUUAUGGACACAGCAAUGCUAUUUUACAGGCUAAGCAGUUAGGCGACCAGCUAGUCGUGGGUGUACAUUCUGAUGAGGAAAUUACACUUCAUAAAGGUCCUCCCGUGCAAAACUUGAGUGAAAGAUGCCUCGCAGCAAUUACUUGCAAAUGGGUAAAUGAGGUUGUUCCUUACGCUCCAUAUGUAUUUGACCUUGCUUGGAUGAGAAAGUACAAAUGCCAAUUCGUGGUACACGGUGAUGAUGUAUCAACUGACGCUGAAGGAAAUGAUUGUUAUCGUCAUGCAAAGGCUGUUAAUCAAUACCUCGAAGUCAAGCGUACAGAUGGAAUCAGCACUACAGAACUACUAGACCGACUAUUAAACUCAACGCCAUUAUCAACCUACAGUAUUUCUCCAUCAAAUAUAAUGACUUAUGAAUCAAUUCUAAGAAGCUUUGCUUCUGCUCCAAACGGAAGAUAUCUGGACGUCAAUAUUUAUAUGUAUACCCCUAGUGGUCUUGAAGAAAUAAUUCCUGGCGUUUUUUCGAACAAGGUGAAGCUGGAAAAGUCCGUAUUAUAUCUUGAUGGCAAUUGGAGUUUAUUUACUGGUAUGCACAUGAAAACGUUAAAGGCAUGUGCAGAAACAUUUCCGGAUUUACCGAUAGUCGUCGGACUUUUUGCAGACGACAAGUGCACCGAAAAACCAGUAUUGAAUCUUUUAGAAAGGACGCUUAACCUUUUGCAGUGCAAGUAUGUUUCGGCUGUAAUAAUCGAUCCUCCCUCUGCAAAGAGCUAUAAUAUAUUAGAAUCCUUGAAAGUGAAAUUUGGAAGCCUUAUUGAAGACGUUUCGUAUCCCGAUAUCUUUGUAAAAGAUCAAAAUACGUAUCAAGUCACUUUAAGAGAGGAGCCAACUGAAAGCUUUCAUAUAUUAGACAAGCAAGGAUCGGAAGCAAUCAAACAGCGGAUUUUGUCAAAAAAGCAGGAGUUUGAAGAUCGUCAACGCAAGAAGCUAAAAAAGAACGCAACGGAAAACACCACCAUUCACACAUGCAUUACCCGUUAA
Schizosaccharomyces osmophilus is the source of this 1098-nucleotide messenger RNA. It is a transcript of the gene ect1, whose product is annotated as ethanolamine-phosphate cytidylyltransferase. Lineage: Eukaryota; Fungi; Ascomycota; Schizosaccharomycetes; Schizosaccharomycetales; Schizosaccharomycetaceae. Gene Ontology annotation, cellular component: cytoplasm. The coding region runs from base 1 to 1098 and encodes 365 amino acids. The transcript has 2 exons. Gene Ontology annotation, biological process: phosphatidylethanolamine biosynthetic process. The record is from RefSeq and is a predicted model, not a curated record. Gene Ontology annotation, molecular function: ethanolamine-phosphate cytidylyltransferase activity.